This is a messenger RNA of Rasamsonia emersonii CBS 393.64, 3933 nucleotides long. RefSeq lists its product as uncharacterized. The transcript has 6 exons. The coding region runs from base 1 to 3933 and encodes 1310 amino acids. Gene Ontology annotation, molecular function: GTPase activator activity. The record is from RefSeq and is a predicted model, not a curated record. NCBI's taxonomy places the organism in Eukaryota, Fungi, Ascomycota, Eurotiomycetes, Eurotiales, Trichocomaceae. Gene Ontology annotation, biological process: regulation of mitotic cytokinesis.
AUGGCUAUAACAUCGACCAUGAUAUUUUAUUGGUCGAAUGCUGAUCUCCUGUUUCUGGAAGAGGAGUUGUUUUCUCUCUUUGCAGAGAAUGCCAGAUUGUUUGGCACCGGUAAACCAUCGUCGGACAGGGUCAGAAUAAUAUUCUCCUUUCGCGUCACGCCAACGAAGGGUGGUUGGGAUCGGUAUAGGCGCUGGGGAAGGCUGAUGAGCGGGCUGAUGCGAAGGGCUGAGCGCGAUCGCCGCCCUUGGCAGCCGGGAUCUCAGCAGGGCGAGCUGGGAUCUCUCUCCAGGAAGACCCAGACACUAGGGACCUCCUGCGUCCCGCAGAAACCCACCUGUCUCUGCCUCACGCGUUCGAGCUGUGGCCCGCAAGGGGGCGCGACGGCAGCCCGUGACAAGCUCUCUUCUUGUCAGCGUCUCAACAAUUGCUUACAAACGCCCCCCCGGCCCUGUGUUUCCUUGCUCCAGGCUGUCUGGGGGCGUGCUGGCGUGAUCUUCCCCGGCCUGUUUAUGUCCACUGCAACCCGCGUCAAGAAAUCAGGUGAAGAGCGUGUCAGCAAUCUCGCCAGUCAUAUCAUCGACGAUUCUGCUUUGCACCUACGUGAAUCGCGUGGUUCGUGUCUUGUCCACGGCAACAGCUCCGCGAAUUCCGUGUCCAAAGUCGCUUUGCAUCGUUUGUUUUUCGGAGUUUACGAUUCGCGGCCAGAUGUCCCUUCCUCGCUGACGACUACACGCCCAUUGAUCGAAGUCCGCCCAGCAAUCGGGUCACAAUGUGGAUGGAACCUCGUUCAUACAGGACGGCAGUGCUCAGCUGAGGUGGUGUUCGACGCUACUCGUGUUCCGGGCCAGGAUGGAGCAUGUGGCCACGGCAUCGCCGCUACCGGCUUUGCUCUUGGUUGCCAGGAACGACGCUCCUUCUCUGCUUCUGUCGCCAGACGCAGGAAUACUAUAUCUCGAUGCACCCAAUCCUCCUAUCCAGCAACGCCUACGGAUACAAAUGGACCUCCUCGCGCCGGACAAUUCGUAACAGAUGCACCGAGCAAUUGCACUGCCCACGGGAAUGAUGCGCAGGCAGACAGUGGGCGACAGAUCAUUGGAGACCAGGGGUUGACAAAGCCGGCGCUAUUUCAGAGGAGAAGGGAGCGUCGUCGGCGACAAACCUAUUCAAAUCCUCCCCUCAAACCUUCUAGCGAUUUUCCCUCGCCGGCACCAAACACAGCGCGACCAGCGACUUCGUGGUUGCGGCGGUUAUCAGCCCUCUCAUCCAAUACGGAUAGUCCAUUGUCAAGUCCAAGGCCAGCAUCCUCGUCGAUGCAUGGGUCGACUGCGCCCAUAAGUCCUCGGGCUGAGCAACCUUCCCGGGGGCCCAACAAACUUGUGAAACGUUCAACUUCGCAGCAUUCGAUCUCUCAACCGAGUGGUCGGACGUUCACCUUUCGUCGACCCGCUACGAGUCAUCAGAGAUCGGCGGACAUGGAAUAUUUAGCAACCCUGAAAAGCAAUGAGGAACUUCCACGGACUCCCGCCACGCUCGAGGGCUCACGCGGACUUGCGAGUCAAAAUGGAGCUGACAAUAUCUGGAGACCGUAUUUUGGUUCUUCUCGGAACGAAGCGUUCGAAAAGCCUCCUGGGACAUUCUCGACAUCAAUUAGGCCGAAAGACCCGCCAAUUCAGCUCAUUACACCAGACCGUAGCAAAUACCCGACUUUGAUGCUCUCUACAUCUCUCGACUCGCGGAAGCCUAGACAUGCCUCCGUGAUAGAAACUCCGAUCCCUUCAUCGCAUCUGCAAUUUAACGAUCCCUUCCAGCUGGCUAAGGAUACCACGGACAACGCCAACUCCCCGGCCCCCAAAGACCAGCAGGAACCAAGGCAUUCAUUCUCGUUUAAUGAUAUGACCGGGGGUAGUUCGAUAUCCCAAGUGGCAUCGAAGACAGGGACCCUCCACAGUCCGAAGGAUGACCCAGUGUUCCACUCGAAAACUAGAAAUGUGUCAAAUCCUCUGCCUCAGCGUUCGGAAAGUUUGGACCCAAAUGCGCCCGUCACACCUCGAUUGCGUAGGAAGAGAAACUUUACCGACUCCAGUGUCUUCCGUCGCCCUCAAACGGCUCCACACGGGGAAUUCUCCAUUCUAAAAUCGUCACAGUCCCGAGAAUCCCAUCCCAACCCGGUCUUUGCUCCUUUUGGCAUGUACGCGCCUACGGAAAUAACACCGGGUUAUCUAAAUGGCCAGGUCAACAAUGGAUCGAUCCAUCAGAGUCCACCGAACCUCCAAGGUCCGGGUUCUCCGCCAAUUGUCCGAUACCCCCGGAUCAAGCGCCUAUCGGUGACUACAUCCGACCGGGCAUCGACAGUGAUCGGUUCCGAUGAUACUCGUAUCUUCACUUCCGGAGACGAGGACGAGACAGAUUUCCAGAGCGAGUCGGUCUUUGAUUCGUUCCGUACGCGCAUCACAGCCAGCAGCCUUUCUGGACGCCGCGGCCCGAAUAUUGAAACAAUAUUCCAAGACAUUCCAGCGGCCGAGAUUGUGAAAGAUAAACCGGCAACUUUUGAUGACUUUGUAUUGCCGGAUUCGUUCUUGUCACAGUCAACGCCUCAAUCGCCUUCUUCCAUCAGUAACCUAAACUCCGUUAGUACGCCUGUUCCUGUAUCCCAUGUUAGGGAUGAAGAUGAAACCCCGACUCCAUCGGCGAAAACUGUGUCAAGAAUUACCAUACCGUCGUCCCCAUCAAAAUCUGCGGAGUUUCAACGGGCCUAUCAGGGGGGAUCGGCAUUAAUAGGAGAAGGGAAACAGCAAGACGUGCCGUCGAGUCCUCCGUUUCGGGCAGUUGAGGACAUGGAAGAUGUCAAACUCGAGAUAUCUCCCAAAACACUCCCAGAGUCUUUGCCAGCUACCGUUUCUCGAUCUGAUGCUUCUGUGCUGACGAGGAAAACAUCUGGCAUUGGAACCAAGGCGAGCGUUUUUGACUGGUCUGAACCAUCACUGAAUGAACGUGAUAUGCAAAACUCGAACAAUCGUCCGAGAACUGUUGAUGGAAAACAGUGCACUGAUGUGAGAAGCAGCCUCGGUCCAGGUCGUAAAGCACCAAGUAUGGUGCAUCUACGGAGCCAAAGCGUGCCUGUCUCAAGAGAUUCACCCCCAUCUAAUCAACCUUCAUUAAAGUUUGGCACCUGGAGACUCGGGAAUAAAGGUGUCAGCGAAGACUGGGACGGAGAUUUUGACUUUGGCGAUUCUGACGACCAUUCUGUGGAUGAGGAUGGGAAGAUCGGUUCCGGCGGUCGCGAUCAUCAUCAUACAAUGAAAGUUCCUCAGGCCAUAAUAGAAACUCAGGCCAGUGUGCGUGGUCAGUUUAGCCAGGUCCAAGAGUUGAUGCUCCUGGUCGAAGAGCUCAAACGUCUUCGUAUGCAAGGGAACAUGUUGCGCGUUGUCGAUGGACCGUCAAGCGAGCUCUGGAAGGAAGCAGAGGGGAUUAUCAAUCUCGCAACAGUCGAGGACGAUGAGAACAAUUGCCCUCCUCCACUUUCGCCGUCAUCCCAUCUGAGCUUUGAUAGCUUCGAUUUUGAUUCAUCUCCAACUCAAAAGACGCCUAAACGGAAUGAUAAUGACGUGAGACGACCACCUCUCUCAGACUGGCCCAACCCUAGUCCCAACACUUCCCCUUCUCGGCGAAAUGACACCUCUACAAAAGCAAUGACUGUGCUAGAGACUAUUUCCCAACACCGAGAAUCGUCAGACUCUCACUCGCCUUGCGUGUAUCCGCAGCAGAAGCUGCCAUUUGACACGCAAUCUCUCCGGGAUCUUGUCGUUCGGGCAGGUGUAGUGACACGUGCACUGAAAGAGGUGAUCCGCAAGGCCGAGGGUGUUGAACCCAUUUCUGAACCUCCUUUCCCCCAAGAUCCGCCGUUUAGCCGAAUCUUCGAACAGUCUGCAUGA